AUGUUCAUCAACCACACCCACACUGACUUAGGCAAUCGUUUGCCCCCGGCUGUGUUGGAGAAAGCAAAGGGCAGACGCCACAACCGGCAGAUCAUUGCCGAGUUGUUCGAGCAAUGGUUGAGUGCAGGGGAGGACUGGAUGCGUUCUAGCUUGGUCUGCAAUGCAAGCCGAUCCUUGCAACAACGUCGACGUGGCAAAUACGUGAUGUUGGAGAUGAAGGUGUUGAAAGCCCGGUAUGGCAAUGGAAUUGCCAAGCAGAUCCUUCAGGAGAAGAAGGAGAUGGAGGACAAGAAGGAUCCAUCAGACCCUGUGGUAUACUGGAUGAAGCAUCCAGACAUUCCACAUGAGGAUCACGAGAUGGUUCGUGUCUUUGACUCCAUGGUCUAUGAGGACGAGGUCUCCGACGAUUUGACAAUGGGUGUUUCGGCCACUGGGGAGUUGGAUGCAUCACAGACCAGACAGGUCAUGCAAGUUGCAGUUGCUGGUGACAUUGGUCGAUUUCAAUCGGCUGGGUUGGGAUUGCAGCCUGGAGGGGCUGUGCCUGGUGGAUCCCCCCCAGCCCCGGUGGAAAAACCCAAAAAGGUUGUCCCAUUGUCCAAGCAGCUCACAAACAAGAUCUCUUCAAGUUCCACCAAGUUGACUGAGUUAAUGGCUUGGGAGGCCAAAGUCACUGACAACACUGUGCUGUCGGCCACCUUACUCAAUGGGUUCAAAUCAGAGCUUACAGCCCGCAAAGAAGCAAUCUCGAAUGCCAAGACGUCUUUGGAAACUUCAUAUGCAAAAACCCUUGGGAAGACCGAACAGCAGCUCCAAGAAGACCAGGGACUUGUCAAUGAGAUCACUACCAACAUCGCGGCCAUUGAAUCAGCCUUCAAUUCAUUCAAUGGGACGAUUAAGACCAUUAAGAUGUCGAUCGAUCCACAGCCGAAACGUGAGCCCAAGGCCAAGGCCAAAGCAAAAGCUGCUGCGGCUUAA
Molecule: messenger RNA, 975 nt
Organism: Cladocopium goreaui
Lineage: Eukaryota; Dinophyceae; Suessiales; Symbiodiniaceae
Source: the annotation of a GenBank genome assembly